AGACUAUCUGUAAAUGUGAAGCCAUUUAAAGGUCUGGUAAUCGACCGUAGAGUGGAUGCGGCCAUCGAUGAGAUACUGGAGCUGACGCUCAACCGAUUCGUGAAUCAAUAUUUAGAAGACUUUGCUAUCAAUACAAACAAAUUGGACCACGAGUUGAGACAUAUUCUGCGGACACUUCUCUCGGCACUGAUCCGGAGGGCAAUGGAUGUGAACAUAACUGACUUCCUGUUGGAACAGUUGCCCAAAGUAUUGACCCAUCAUUUGGAGACAUAUGUCGCCGGCAAAAGACACUCGAAAACUGCUCAAUACGUCGAGGAAUCGGUUCUCAGAGAAUACGGACAUCUCAUUCAUCCGGCGAUGAACGGCAGGGAAGAAGAGAUAAAGUACUUGACAUCAGUUGUGGAGAGAGUAUUACCGCAUAUAUUGCCGCCGAAGUACAUGAACUGCAAACUCGUCGACUGUUUCUUCAAACAAUUGAUGGCCUGUUCUGUUCUGUUGCCUCUGAUGGACAUCAGCGGAGAUCCCGACAAAAUAAACGCACUUCUUGUGGUACUGUUGGAUGAAAACACACUUUCGGUGAAUGAGAAUCGGAAUAACAGCGAAAAUAUGGUGGAAAUUCUGGACACAUUUGUGGCCAACAAAGGCAGUCAUACGAGAGACUCAAACGGUUUGAAAAUGGGAAACAAUGAAGAAUUAAAGUAUCAAGAUAAUAAUAUGAUGGCCGUAUCGUUGAGGCACUUACUGUCUGACCACCAGUUGUUGUUUCUGUUCCAACAGUUCUCUAAAGACGAG
Oppiella nova is the source of this 792-nucleotide messenger RNA. NCBI's taxonomy places the organism in Eukaryota, Metazoa, Arthropoda, Arachnida, Sarcoptiformes, Oppiidae. The record is from the annotation of a GenBank genome assembly.